CUUUGCUUUUGAUUAAUCCAAUGUUGUUUCAAAUUGCUUUUUCAGAUUGCCCACAUUUCCAUUAGCACUCUCUUAGAGAAAUUCUGACCCACCUCUUUCCUAGUUUUCCACGUGGAUCUAUUGAAAACUGGAAGAAGUAUGGGGACUUCCCAAAGUCUCAGAGAGAAAAUGUGUUAGGGAUCGAAAAGGCCCUAGCAAUAUGCUUCACCCCUAAACCCUGCACCCUCUUUCCCUGCCUCCCAGCCAUGCAUCCCUCCUGAGCUCUGUGAUAUGGAGCCAGUCAACAGCACAGAGGUGUCUGAGUUCUUCCUGAAAGGAUUUUCAGGUUACCCUGCCCUGGAGCACCUGCUCUUCCCUCUGUGCUCAGCCAUGUACCUGGUGACCCUGCUAGGGAACACAGGCAUCGUGGCGGUCAGCGUGCUGGAUGCCCGCCUGCACACACCCAUGUACUUCUUCCUGGGAAACCUCUCCAUCCUGGACAUCUGCUACACGUCCACUUUUGUGCCCCUGAUGCUUGUCCACCUCGUGUCAGCCCAGAAGACCAUCUCCUUUCUUGGCUGCGCACUCCAGAUGUGUCUGAGUCUGUCUACAGGCUCCACAGAGUGUCUGCUGCUCGCCAUCAUGGCCUAUGAUCGCUACCUGGCCAUCUGCCGGCCCCUUAGGUACCCCGUGCUGAUGAGCCACCAGCUCUGCUGGUUGCUGGCGGGAGCCGCCUGGGUCCUCGGUCUCUGCAAGUCAGUGACUGAGACAGUCAUCGCCAUGAGGCUGCCCUUCUGUGGCCACCGUGUGGUCAGUCACUUCACCUGCGAGAUCCUGGCAGUCCUGAAGCUGGCCUGUGGUGACACGUCCAUCAGUGAGGUCUUCCUGCUGGUGGGUGCCAUCUUGCUGCUGCCCGUGCCCCUGGCCUUCAUCUGCCUGUCCUACACGCUUAUCCUGGCCACCACCCUGAGGGUACCCUCAGCCGCCGGGCGCCGCAAAGCCUUCUCUACUUGCUCAGCACACCUGGCCGUGGUGAUGCUUUUCUAUGGCACCGUCAUCUUCAUGUACAUGAAACCCAAGAGCAAGGAGGCCCGUAUCUCUGACGAGGUCUUCACGGUCCUCUAUGCUGUGGUCACACCCAUGCUGAACCCCGUCAUCUACAGCCUGAGGAACAAGGAGGUGAAGGAGGCUGCCAGGAAGGUGUGGGGCAGGAUACAGACCUCCAGGUGAGGGAGGCCAGGGCUCCUGCAGGUUAGCAGCUCAGGUCUGCCUUCGCCUACAGAGAGAAUGGGUAGGGCACAGGGUUGGGGUUCUGGAAUCUUCAACCCAGAAAGGCAGCACCACCUCCCACUGAUCCUGCCACAGAUCCGAACUCACAAUUCCGGCUUUGUUCCUUUCCCGGGCAGAGCCCUGGGCCAGUUCUCAGCAUCAGUCUCCGCAUCUUCACACCAGCCUCCCAGCUGGCCUCAAGAUUUCAGUCUUGUUCCUCCCAAUCUAUCCUCCAAGGGUCAUCCAGAGGGAUAUUUCGGAAAAGUCUAUUUGAUCAUGUGUCUCUCUUGGCUGAAACCCCUGAAGGGCUACCAGAGCUCUCAGGAUGAAGUGAAAGGGCUUUGCUGGGGGCCUUCCAGACCCCUGCAGCCUGGCCCUGCUGGUCAUGACCAAUCCUCUUCCCCGCCUUGUGUCACACAGACUCCCUCCUGUCAGCCGCACACACCAUCCCGGCAGGAGCCUCGUGUGCCCAGCAAUGCCCGACUCUGUGCCCUUCUUGGUUCUUCCCACAAGGCAGCUCCCACCUGGCACAC
Bubalus bubalis (water buffalo) is the source of this 1781-nucleotide messenger RNA. RefSeq names its product olfactory receptor 13J1-like. The transcript has a single exon. The record is from RefSeq and is a predicted model, not a curated record. Gene Ontology annotation, cellular component: membrane. Gene Ontology annotation, biological process: G protein-coupled receptor signaling pathway. Gene Ontology annotation, molecular function: olfactory receptor activity; G protein-coupled receptor activity. Lineage: Eukaryota; Metazoa; Chordata; Mammalia; Artiodactyla; Bovidae. Bases 271 to 1209 code for a protein of 312 amino acids.